Messenger RNA from Nothobranchius furzeri (turquoise killifish), 4021 nucleotides. RefSeq names its product ADAMTS-like 2 (gene adamtsl2). Gene Ontology annotation, cellular component: extracellular matrix. The record is from RefSeq and is a predicted model, not a curated record. Lineage: Eukaryota; Metazoa; Chordata; Actinopteri; Cyprinodontiformes; Nothobranchiidae. Gene Ontology annotation, biological process: proteolysis; extracellular matrix organization. Gene Ontology annotation, molecular function: metalloendopeptidase activity.
CACGCACGCACACACACACACACACACACACACACACACACACACACACACACACACACACCUUGACUGGCAUCCUCAACAAAAACCAAAACGCCCUUGGACUGCUGCAGGCGAGUUAGGAUGAGGGUGUGGUCAUGGGAGCAGUUUGGGGAGACGGGUGUGGUCCUCCUUGGCUUCCUGACACUGGUGGUGUCUGUAGGAAAUCUGUCCUCCCGAGGCUUGCAGGAGGAGGGUGCUGCCUCCAACAGUCUGGAAGAGGAGCUGGAGGUGACUACUUACUGGUGGGGUGAGUGGGCAAAAUGGACCGCCUGCACGCGGACCUGUGGAGGGGGGGUGAUGUCCCAGGAGAGGCACUGCCUCAAACAAAGAAAGAAAGUUACUGCUGGGAAGGACAACAUGACCUGUACAGGGACAGCCAAGAAAUAUCACCUCUGCAACACCAAAGAAUGUCCCGCCGCUGGGAGGAGCUUCAGAGAGGAGCAGUGUUGGUCGUUUAACUCGCAGCUUUACAACGGGAGGAGCUACCAGUGGAAACCGCUCUACCCUGAUGACUACGUCCACAUCUCCAGUAACCCAUGUGACCUCCACUGCACCACGACCGACGGUCAGAGGCAGCUGAUGGUGACGGCGCGAGACGGCACCUCCUGCAAGUACAGCAGCUACCGCGGCGUCUGCGUGGACGGGACAUGUGAGCCGAUCGGAUGCGACGGAGUGCUGUUCUCCUCCAAUGCUUUGGACAAAUGUGGCGUUUGUCAGGGCGACGGUAGCAGCUGCAGCCGAGUCACCGGAAACUUCCGCCGUGGUGCGUCCACCCUGGGUUACUCAUUCAUCACCCAAAUUCCUGAAGGAUCCUGGGACAUCCAGAUAAUCGAGAGAAAGAAAUCCGCUGAUGUUCUCGCUGUGACCGACCAGGCGGGAAACUUCUUCUUCAAUGGCGCCUAUAAGCUGGACAGUCCCCAGAACUUCCACGCAGCAGGAACCAUUUUUAAAUACCGCCGACCCAUGGAUGUUUACGAGACUGGGAUCGAGUACAUCGUGGCCAAAGGCCCCCUUGACCAGGCCAUAAACAUCCUGGUGUGGAACCAGAAUGGCCGUACGCCCUACAUCACCUACGAGUACACCGUCCUCAGAGACUCCCUGCCUCCCCUCCCCCCUCCUCCGGUCUACACGGGGUCGGACUCCUCAGCCGGAGAGGUGUCGGUGGAAGAGGGCAGCCUUUUGACCCCUAACAGCAGCAUUUUCCAGGAUGUCCCCGGGGACCAGCUGGAGACAAGUGAUGCUGAUGGUCAGAAGAGUCAAGAGACCAACGAGGUCUAUGAGGAGACGGCGGCCAUUGGCUGUGACCAGGACAAAGCCACGCCCCCUAAGUUUACAGGGAACAGCAGCCAAUCAGAGAGCACUGCCAAACCGGCCCCCGACGGUGGUCCCCUGGACCCCAGACCGGACUCAACCAACCUCAUCUGGAGGGUCCUGCUGGACGGACGAAUGGGCCCGGACGAGCUGCUCAUCAACAUCUCCACCAAUCAGCUGCUGACGGAGGGGGACGGUUUGUUCCCGUCCGAUCUGGACCUGAGCAGCCUGGAGCGGGCCGGCCCGUUUGACCUGAAUGAGACGCUGGAGUUCGCUCUAGGCCACAGAGGCAACGACAGCGGAGACAACCAGAACCGGACGGUCCAGAACAACGGCAAGACCUCUGGCCGCUCCAACAGAACCAGAGGGAAUCAAAGGUUCCACCAGAAGAACAUGAAACUGAGCCCAGCAGACAUGUACCGCUGGAAGCUUUCCUCUCAGGAGCCCUGCAGCAUGACCUGCUCCAUAGGGGUGUCCAAGUCCUUUGUCUCCUGCGUGCGUUAUGAUGGCGUUGAGGUUCACGACAUGUACUGUGAUGCUCUGACCAGACCAGAACCAGUCCACGACUUCUGCAUUGGGAGAGAGUGUCAGCCCAGGUGGGAAGCGAGCAGCUGGAGCGAGUGCUCCAGAACCUGUGGAGAGGGUUUCCAGUUUCGACAAGUCCGCUGCUGGAAGAUGCUGUCCCCGGGUCUGGACAGCUCGGUCUACAGUGACCUCUGCACCAUGGCUGACCUGGAGAGACCCGUGGAGAGGCGAGCGUGUAAGAGCCCUGCCUGCGGUCCUCAGUGGGAGGUGGCAGAGUGGAUGGAGUGUCCUGCUAAAUGUGGUCGCAAAGCUCAGGUGAGCCGUGAUGUCCGUUGCUCAGAUGAGACCAGACCGUGUGACCCCAUGACCCAACCACCAAACGUCAAAAACUGCACCGGUCCCCCCUGUGAACGCCACUGGACGGUGUCUGAGUGGGGUCCUUGCUCCGGCUCCUGCGGUCAGGGGAAGAUGAUGCGUCAUGUUUACUGUAAGACCCCGGAGGGUCGCGUGGUCCCUGAGAACCAGUGCUCCCCUGAGACCAAGCCUCUGGCCACGCAGCCCUGCGGGGAGAGGGACUGCGCUCCUCACUGGCUGAGCCAAGACUGGGAGCAGUGCAACACGACCUGCGGCCGCGGCGUCAAACUAAGGAUCGUCCAGUGUGUCGGCAUCAGCGGAGGAAAGUUCCAGGUUUUUGAUGAAGAGGCGUGUGGAGGCAGCGAGAAACCGGAAGACGAAACCACCUGCUUCGAGAGACCGUGCUUCAAAUGGUACACGACCCCCUGGUCCGAGUGCACGAAGACGUGUGGCAUUGGUGUGAGGAUGAGGGACGUGAAGUGUUACCAGGGCAGGGAGCUGGUCCGGGGCUGCGACCCUCUAACCAAACCGGUGUCCAAACAGACCUGCACCCUGCAGCCCUGCCCCACCGAGCCUCCAGAUGAGAGCUGCCAGGACCGGCCCUCCACCAACUGCCUGUUGGCCCUGAAGGUGAACCUGUGCAGCCACUGGUACUACAGCAAGGCCUGCUGCCACUCCUGCCGCGCCGUGCGACCUUCGACCUCCUAGUCCAGGAUGCUGCCUCUGCCCCCUCCACAACCCUUCUCCACCCUGACUCUGACUCCAACACAAAGACACACAUUCCAGCCCACAUAUCUGCAGGAUGAACUUUGGCUUCCCCUGAAAUCUGAGAAAACCCUUAUUUUUAAGCUGAGUUGUACAUUUAUCGCGGAGAGCUGCAGUGUUUCCAAGCUGAGCGGCGUUCUGCUCUCUCUCUUUGUGUGUCGAGCCUAGAAGCUGCGACAUCUGUGUUCUCCUUGUGGAGACGCCAGACUGGUUCACCCAGCUUUCCUUUCAAAGGUGGUUGCAAACCAGAAUCAGAAUUGAAGUUUAAUCAUUCCUAUUGACAAUGGCUCCACCUGCUGGUCUGGCGUGGUUAUGUUUGUGUUUGGAGGAAAAUAUUUUUUUUUAGAAAGGAAAUAAAAUCUUGUCUAAAAGCACUUGGAGCAUCGUAAUCAGCAGCUACUGUGAAUAACAAGAAGCAGCAGAACCUCCACAGAUAAUCUGGAUUGACGGGACUGUUUUGUUCUGAAAAUCGCUUUCAAGCAGCAGAUUUGAGAUUCCACCUCCCAAACACGUGGAGCUCCAGCUCCUGUUUUAUCAGAUUAAAUUAUUCCUCAGAUGAUUAUCCUGCAUGGUGAGAAUAUUUAAUACAGAAACUCGUUUAUGAAACAUUAUUUAAGUGUGUUUUUAGACUCUGGCGCUGAGCAGCAGAGCGUGAGAAACUCUCCAUCCCACCUCCCUGCUGUUUGGAGCAGCGCCGGCAGGCCUGCAGGACAUGGGAGCAUAUUUAUUAGUCAUAGCACAUUUUCAUUUAACAUGACGGUCCCGAUGCCAGAACCCUGGCUACUCAUCGGGUCAACUGAUCCCAGGCCAGCUCUGUGUGCGUGAAGCCGGAGGGGCGGGGUCGAGCACGAGCACAGGCGGGACGAUUCCUGACACUUGAAGUAUGGCUGACAUGUAUUCAGAUGUGUGUUUUUAUAUAACUGAUACCUCUUUGUACAAAACAACCAUGGAGAUCGUGUACUGUUGAUAGUAACUGAACACCUGAAAAUACUGACUUGUAUUUCAAUUAAAUAACAGCUAAAACGAG